CAUCUGUCAUGUCAUGUCAACCAAACUUACCAAAAGAACGUAGUGAUUAUAUGCUCUUUGUUACCAAAAAGCUACCAACGAAGAACGUUUAACGUAGGGAUUGAUUAUAUGCUCUUUGAAAGGUACAUUGGCAGAAGCAUCAACAUCUUGAUGGAGCCAUAACACGAAAAAUUGAUUGAAGUUAAUUUAAUGGUUGUUCUCCUCGAUUUUGCUUACCUAUUUGAGUGGUUAUAUUUCUGUAUGUUUAUGAAAUUUUCGGAGGUCGUGAGAAAAUAAACUUUAUAGUACAUUGAUCAUGAAUAUAUCAAUUGAAAAGAAACGUUCAGAGUGUCCUGCACUGCCUAAAGGCUGGCAGAGGGAAGAAGUUUUGAGGAAAACUGGCUUGUCUGCAGGGAAGGUUGAUGUAUACUACUAUAGCCCUACAGGUAAAAAGUUUCGCAGUAAGCCUGAGCUAGUCCGUUAUCUGGGUGAUAGUAUGGACCUAUCGUGUUUCGACUUCCAACAGGGUCAGAUAAACACAAUGUUGCUGUGCAAGGCCAAGAAAGCGCGAGCGCAGUUUGAUUACAGAGGAGUUCGGUCUGACGCGUCGCUGGUGCCACCUAUCCGCCAAACAGCCUCGAUUUUCAAACAGCCGGUGACCGUGUACAAGACACAGGAGAGCAUGGUGAAGACGGAUUUGAAGCAUGGCACUACGGAAAAACCGAAACAGCUGUUCUGGGAGAAAAGAUUGGAGGGUCUAACAGCGUGUGAUGCCAACGGAGUGAUCGGUACAACUUCGCUGCCGAAGUACAUCAAGCCCCUGGGCCCCUACAACUCGGACGCUACCACCAUACAAUCGUUGGCUACUGCCCUGCACGUCUCUUCACAGCCCAUUACAGGCCAAACCGGUUCCAAGCUGGCGAUCGUGGAGAACCCGGGCGUUUUUUUAAACCCUGAGCAGCCGCUGAUAGCGGCCGUCUCCAUCAGCAAGGAGGACGUUCGCCGUCAAGAGGAGCGCGUUAAGCGCGCACGUGCGCGGCUGCAGGAGGCGCUAGCGGCCGCGUAGCAGCCCGCCGGCGCGGCCGCGCCGCCCCCCGACCAGUCGCACCGCGCCGCCGCCGCCCCCUCCACCUCCACCACCCCCACCACCCCCUCCACCGCCACCCUCCGCGAGCCCGAGCCCGCGCUAGUGCACUCCACCACCGACUAGCGCGCCUACACUGCUAAGGCCCUAUUUAAAAACUAAACUUUCAAAGAUAAAUACCAUCGUCGUUAUUCAGACAGACAUGAAUAAGGGCAUCUUUUAAUUAUUUUAGCUGUAUACGUCUACAAUAUACGCAUGAGUGACAUAGACUCUGAAUUCCACUGGCAGCACAUGAUAUCAUCGUGGAUCUUUAUUUUAAUACUUCAUUAGUUAUAUGACAAUUGUAUGUGAGUAUAUAUUAGGUACUUUUGGAUGUUGAUAACACCCCAUUUUAUGGAUUUCUAAUAAUAAUAAUUGUAUUAAAAAAGGAAAGUAGCAAUAAAAGUUUUAUAAUCUGUAAA
Molecule: messenger RNA, 1524 nt
Organism: Cydia pomonella (codling moth)
Lineage: Eukaryota; Metazoa; Arthropoda; Insecta; Lepidoptera; Tortricidae
Gene: MBD-like
Product: methyl-CpG-binding domain protein 3
Exons: 7
Coding region: 296-1045 (249 amino acids)
Molecular function (GO): DNA binding
Source: RefSeq, a predicted model, not a curated record